Molecule: messenger RNA, 1071 nt
Organism: Phytophthora nicotianae INRA-310
Lineage: Eukaryota; Oomycota; Peronosporomycetes; Peronosporales; Peronosporaceae
Exons: 1
Coding region: 166-918 (250 amino acids)
Source: RefSeq, a predicted model, not a curated record
UGGCUCAGGCCCAGCGGGUAGUCGCGCCCCACGAGUAGGAAGCGCUUGUACAGGUCCCGCACCUUCGGAUCCAUCAUAUUUCCCAGGGUGAAUAAAUAAGGGUGUGAUUAUCAACCAAUCACAAGGCGUCAUUCCCAACCACUCGUUAAUAGGAGUGUAAGAAGCAUGAGCUCCGUUAGCUCUGUGCCUGAUGCCGCCACGGCGCUGCUGACGGUAAAGAUUGGAGAUGUUUCGCGCACGUCCCGCAAGCACUUGACGAUCACAACCUUCGGCUUCCUGCUGUCCGAGGGUCUGGACGUGUUCCGUGCCAAGGUGGACACAUGCACGGACAAAGCGCUGGAAAACGUCCGAGGCGAGCGCUACGUACGCGAGGACCGAGCGCUCUACAUGCGUCCAGGGGCACACUCCAAACAAGCGGAAUUGGUGGAGAUCACGCCCAGUAACUUCGAAAAUCGUGUGGCCAGAAGCUACAGGAACUACCUCAAGCGCAAGGCGGAGGAUACGUUUCAGUGCGAGGUCUACGUGUACGUCAAGAAGGUCGAACCGCCGAGGCGUCGACGACUGAAGGAGGAGUCUGAGAGCACUCCAGCGACCGCGUUGCAUGCGGAAAGUCAACGAGAGGAGACGGGCGUUGAGCUGGCUGGAACAUUAAAGCGGAAGCGCUCGAUGGGCUCCGAAGAGGAUAAUUCCCUGCAGAGUCAGCAACACCAGACUGUGCAAGCACAACAGAUUGAUCCUGCAUACUACCGCCCAGUGAGGAUGGUGGUCAAUGGAGCUAUAGUCCCCGUGCAAGUCAACGUGCAGGACUUACUCGCGUGCUUUGCGGCCUUCCAGCAACAUACACCGGUCGGAUCCACCAGUACAGAAACCCAAGAGAGUGACGUGACAGGUGCGGGGACAAACGGCUUUCACGGAUAAACGCGGGUAACGGUGUAGUCACGAGGAGAUGGAUAAGCAAACGGAAGGUACCGGACAGAUAAUGCAGCGGGCAUCAUUCUAUCGUAUAUAUUGGGCGGGUGCGCCCUAGCGCUUGCUUUUCUACAAAUGUACUACUUACUACUGCUACUACUU